Kwoniella botswanensis is the source of this 1674-nucleotide messenger RNA. RefSeq lists its product as uncharacterized. The coding region runs from base 1 to 1674 and encodes 557 amino acids. Gene Ontology annotation, molecular function: nucleobase transmembrane transporter activity. Lineage: Eukaryota; Fungi; Basidiomycota; Tremellomycetes; Tremellales; Cryptococcaceae. The record is from RefSeq and is a predicted model, not a curated record. Gene Ontology annotation, biological process: transmembrane transport; nucleobase transport. The transcript is spliced from 9 exons. Gene Ontology annotation, cellular component: plasma membrane.
AUGUCAUCUACUACGAAAUUAAGGAAACUAGCGAGAAAACUCGAAUGUCCCGUCGAUGAAGAUGGGGGAUAUACCAAUGAUCGAUGGACCAACCGGGAUUUGAUUCCUAUCCCACCUGAUAGGCGGACCUAUAAAAUCUGGAGUUUUUGUAUCUAUUGGUUCGUUUCUGGAGCAUGUAUCAGUGCAUAUUCCACUGGAUCGUCACUCCUCGCCUAUGGACUCACAGCUCAACAGUCCAUGGCUUGCGUGGUGAUUGGUGCGGUCAUUACCGGGCUUCUAUCGGUAGUCUCUGGUUUCCCAGGUGAAAUCCAUCAUAUCGGAUUUACCGUUGUUAGUCGAAUGAGUUGGGGUAUGAAAGGGAGUUAUUUCCCUGUCUGCUUAAGAGUAUUCACUUCGGUAUGGUGGUUCGGUAUUCAAAGUUACUGGGGUGGUCAAGCCGUCAAUCUGAUGCUCGGAGCGAUGUCACCAAGUUGGAAACAUCAACCCAACAAGUUUUCUGCCUCUUCCAAUAUAACGCAUCAAGAUUUCCUUGGUGUAGUUUUAUGGUAUCUCGCCUAUAUCCCUUUGGUUUUAGUACCACCCGAAAGACUUCAAAGACCAUUCGUACUUUCUUCAGCGGCAUUCGGAGCUACCUUAAUUGGUCUUUUGGCCUGGGCCGUACCUAAUGCUGGAGGCGGUGGACCAUUGUUCAAAACUGUUAAUACAGCUUCGUCUACACCUUACUCCAUGAUGUUGGGUAUCACUUCUAUCCUUGGUUCUUGGGGUUCAGGAACGAUCGGUCAAAGUGAUUGGGUACGAUACUCUGAAAGAAGAUAUUAUCCAAUGUUAUCUCAACUUUUCGCUGCACCAUUGAUGAUCACCCUCUGUGCUUUGGUCGGAGUGGUGGUAACCUCAGCGUCAUCCUCGAUCUUGGGCGAGAUCAUCUGGUCACCUAUCGAAUUGUUAAGUGCGAUUCAAGAUCACUACAAUUCCACUCCUGGUGUGAGAGCCGCGGUAUUCUUUGCUGGUUUGGGAUGUACUUGCGCUCAAUUAUCGAUCAACGUCUUGUUGAACUCUGUAUCAACUGGAAUGGAUAUGGCUGGAUUAUGGCCCAAGUACCUGAAUAUCCGACGAGGUGCCUAUCUUCUCGCUGCUAUCGGUAUCGCGUCCAACCCUUGGCAAAUCUUAGCUUCAGCCGCUACUUUCCUGUCAGUCAUCAGUGGUUUAGGAGUAUUCAUCGCUCCUAUGACUGGUAUAAUGUUAGCAGAUUACAUUGUUCUUCGACGAUGCCACGUCAAGAUCGAAGACCUCUACAACGGCAGUCCAUCUUCCAUCUACUGGUUCAAGAAUGGAUUCCACUGGAGGGCAAUCGUAGCGUUCAUCAUGGGAGCUUGGCCAUUCUGUCCAGGUUUCAUCAUGAUCCUCAUUGAUCCUACUGCAACCAACGCUUGGGUUAAGCUGUUCAAUAUCUCUUUCUUGGUUGGUUUGGCCAUUGGAUUCUUUGUCUAUCUGGGUAUCUGUUUGGUUUCUCCUAUACCGCAUCAAAAGGAGGGUCUCAAUUAUCUUGACGACGAAAGAUUCUGCAAGAACGUUUCGGGAGAACCAUCCACUCCUGCUGUCGACGAGAAUGAGAGUGAGGAUAAAGAUAGGGAUAUCAAAGGAAUCGAGACUAACGCUCUGGUCAGAGAGGUGUAA